UUUGUAAUUCAUAUUAUGUCUAUACGUGGCGCUGAAAUAACACACGCUUUGAACGAAAAUCGUCCGGCAGCAUUGCAAUCAAGUGUGGAUCGUGAAAAAGUUUACACGUGGAUCAUUGAACUAUCUAAUCCUGAAACACGAGAAAAUGCCCUUUUGGAACUAAGUAAAAAACGUGAAGUUGUACCAGACUUAGCUCCAAUGUUAUGGCAUUCUUUUGGUACAACAGCAUCUCUUUUACAAGAAAUUAUUAAUAUAUAUCCAGCUAUUAAUCCAGCAACUUUAACUGCAUAUCAGAGUAAUCGUGUAUGUAAUGCACUUGCACUGUUACAAUGUGUUGCAAGUCAUCCGGAUACGAGAUCUGCAUUUCUUCAAGCACACGUUCCAUUGUUUCUCUAUCCAUUCUUACAUACCGUAAGCAAAACAAGACCAUUUGAAUAUCUCAGAUUAACGAGCUUGGGCGUGAUAGGUGCAUUGGUUAAAACCGAUGAACAAGAAGUUAUAACAUUUUUAUUGACCACUGAAAUAAUUCCGCUUUGUUUGAGAAUCAUGGAAAGUGGUUCAGAAUUAAGCAAAACUGUUGCCACUUUCAUCCUACAAAAGAUUUUAUUGGAUGACAGCGGUCUUUCUUAUAUAUGUCAAACAUACGAUAGGUUUAGCCAUGUCGCUAUGAUAUUAGGAAAAAUGGUUUUGUCAUUGGCCAAAGAUCCUUCCGCAAGAUUAUUAAAACACGUCGUCAGAUGUUAUUUAAGACUCUCCGAUAAUCCUAGAGCUUUACUAGCGCUGAGACAAUGUUUACCGGAUCAACUAAGAGACAAUACUUUUGCAACUUGUUUACAAGAAGAUGCAUCAACCAAACACUGGUUAAAUCAACUUCUUAAGAAUUUAGAAACUGGUCCUCAACCAGUUCCUCCUACCCAACCAGGUCAACAAGAUCCUAGGACUAUUGGCAUGUCACCACUUACUUCUUAGAUCUUACUAUUUUAUUACUAAUAUGAUAAUUCUUAUUUUUCUAAAAAAUGAAAAAACAAAAGAAGAGCCUCAGCUCUGUGGUAUUAAAAGCUUUCUCGUUUUUAAUCAGGAUAUAUUAUUUUUGUUAUACGAGGAAGAUGUUCUUUAUGUGCUUCUGACUCUUAUGAAUAACAUUUGUCUUAUUUUUUUUUAUUUUUCAAAAAUAGAUUAUUUCUUCUUAUACGUUAGCCGAUUAUUUUGUAUAGAUACUUCUAUUGAAAGGAAAAUAAGAAAAAAGAAAGAAAAAAAAAAUAGAAGAUAAUUUUACAAGAAUUUUCUUCGAUUGUCAUAUGCAAUAAUAUUAAAUGCGUAUAGUAAAUCUACGUAUAUCCCAUCUAUAUGUGUGCAUUUAGCAUAUCAAAAUUAUGUACUCGCAGGAAAUUUGAAAUUGUUUGUGAUUUAAAAGUCCUGCAAAUUAUAUAUUGUAUAGCAAUUGUAUUUUUAACUUGUAAUGAUACGAGAAGGUUAAAUCAUCGAAACUUAAGUGCAUAUUUUGAAAUAAAAACUGUACAGUAUGUGAGAAUUAUAUUCGUCAAAUAUGAUCUGUAUAUGAUAGCAGUUAUAUAACAUAAAUCAUUGUACAUAUAUAUAUAUAUACUUGUACUGAAAAAUUCAUUGAAACGAUGAGCAUCCUCUAUAACGUAGUCUUAACAUUUUCAUACUAUUAUUAUAAUGAUUAUUAUCGUUAUUAAUAAUAAUAAUAAUAUUACGGAAUGAAUAAUGUAAAAGUUAAGCACCUAGCAAAUUUUAUGGCACGCACAUUUACAAAAUAAGAAACGACAAUAAGAUUAUCGUAAUGAACGUUGACUGUUCGACGCAUGAUAGUAUGCAAAUAAAAUGAGAACCACAAUUUCUUUGUAUUAAAAUGAUAUUGAGAUAAUUAAUUAAUUAUAAUUAAUUAAUUUAAAAAGAAAAAAAGAAGGAGAUCGGAUAAAAAACAUCCUAUUUAUUAUUUACUCGAAACGAAUGAACGAUUUAAUCAUUGCCUAAUCUCAUAGAUAAAUUCUUUAAUCGAAAAAUAUAAGUAAUUAUUUUUUAUAAUCAUUUUAAAAACGCGUCGACCACAUGGUUUUUUGAAAUUCGAAUAAUUCACGUGUAAAAUUAUUUUUGCGGAUAAGAAAAAUGCGUCACAUUGAGAACUAUAUAUUAUAAUAGUGUCUUUAGCGAGCGAUAAUUAAACAGGGGGGGAAAAAAAAUGGAAAGAAAAACAUCGCGAUUACUAGAAAAUCACAGUCUGAAUUUAUGGUAUUUACUUAUGUAAUUUAGAAUACAAGAUAUUCGCUAACA
This is a messenger RNA of Polistes canadensis, 2295 nucleotides long. RefSeq names its product cell differentiation protein RCD1 homolog (gene Rcd-1). The record is from RefSeq and is a predicted model, not a curated record. NCBI's taxonomy places the organism in Eukaryota, Metazoa, Arthropoda, Insecta, Hymenoptera, Vespidae. Bases 16 to 969 code for a protein of 317 amino acids. Gene Ontology annotation, cellular component: CCR4-NOT complex; CCR4-NOT core complex; P-body. The transcript has 4 exons. Gene Ontology annotation, biological process: mRNA catabolic process; negative regulation of translation.